UUCAAAGUUCACACGCACCGACCACCGAGAGAGGGAAAGACUUCGUUGAUUUUCAGAAGUAAUUUUCUCCUCUCAAUUUCUAACUAUUUCCUGAAUUUUUCUCUUCACCUCUGAUUUUUAUUCUUCACUCGAUUCCCGCCAAUUUGUCUCCACCGUCUAUACACAGCGCAACCUCUCUCUUGACUCGCUUCCCUGUUUCAGAUCCCCUGUUUUUUUUCACGCAAAAUAUCUUCUAAAAUCAACAAAAAUUCGAAUUCUUCGUUCUUUUAUUCAAUCUUUUUUUUUUUUUCUUCUCAAUUUUUCUUGAAAUUGUGAAGAUGGAUGAGUUCGGUGUGUUAACGGAGCGUUUCGGUCUGAAGCCGCAAGGCAAAUCUGCUCCAAUGGCCGCAACAAAACGAUCCGCCGUACCCACCACGAACGGUCCGGCCCGAAAUUUUUCAUCCAAUUCGGGUCUGAACACAAAACCCUCUUCAUACAAUUCAAAUAACUUUAAUGGGGGGUUUCCUGAUGACAGUCUCUUUCAAUCAAACACCAACAACAACGGUUAUAGCGCCUUCAGCGACGACGUUUUUGGCCAAUUUCAAAACUCGAUGAGUAAAUUAAGUAAUGGGUCUUCAUUGGAUUACGAUUCUAUAUUCAAGGUAUCAAGUAAUUCCGGUCCGAAAUCUUAUGCGUAUGAUGAUGAUGAUGUUUUCGGGUUGAAUAAGAACAAAAACGAUGACGUUUUCGGGUCGUUUGCUUCGCCGCCGAAGCAGAAUGAUUUAGUUGAUGACUUGUUGGGGAGUGGUUUUGGUGGAGCUGAUACGAGAUCGAAAAAUUCGAAGCAAAAUGUGGGUGGUUUUGAUGAUUUGAUCCCUGGGUUUGGUGCCAGUAGUUCUCCAAAUAAUGGAACAAACGUAGGAGCCUCCAAAUCAGCCUUCAUGUCAGCAGAUGACCCUUUCGUUGUAUUAGAAGGAACUUCAACCGCAGCAUAUAAUUCCUCAGAUUCAUUCUCAGACCCACUGGAAGAGCUCGGUAAGCUCACUCAAUCUGGAGGCAGAAAGCCUGGUGUUUCAUCACCAAAAGUUUCACCAAUAUUGAAUCCCCCUCCAAAACCAUCUAAAGUUUUGAAGACAGAUCGAGGCGUAUCUUCAAUUGAUGAACUUGAAGAUUUUGCCAUGGGUAGGGUGCGAAAUAGUGCUGAUGGAAGCUCAGGUGUACGUCAUGCUAAGGCAAGCAAGGAUCAACGUAGCGCCAGGGCUAAUAAAUUUAAGGAAGCUGAAGAUGGUGCACGAAAAACCCAAAAAAAGAGUGGGGAUGAUCUAGAAUCCUUUUUUAGCAUGGGUUCUCGAUCAAGUAGUGCACCAAGGUCAAGGGCUACAACUUUGGACCCUGUCUUUGAUGCAAAAAUUAACAGGAGAGGACCUGAUGUGGCGCAGAGGACAUCUUCUGGGAGCUCACCAAACGUAAAGAAGGUUUCUUCAGCAACAAACUUGGUUGAUGACCUUUCUUCAAUGUUUGGUGCUGCCCCAUUAUUUGGAGAAUUUGAGGAAUAUGAAGGGGAAACCAAAGAAAGACGAAGAGCCAGAUUGGGACGUCACCAAAGGACCAAUGACCGUGUGGCUAAAGCAGUUGCUGAUAUGAACCAGCGUGACUUUCAAACUCAACAGGAACAAGAAGAGAGGAGUAGGAUUGCUGAUCUGUUGGAUUUUGACAUAAAGCGCUGGGCUGCAGGGAAAGAGGGCAAUAUGCGUGCACUAUUAUCAUCAUUGCAAUAUGUCCUUUGGCCAGAAUGCGGUUGGGAGCCAGUUUCACUGACAGAUCUCAUUACUUCUAACUCAGUUAAAAAAGUUUAUAGAAAGGCGACAUUAUGCAUUCAUCCUGAUAAGGUUCAACAGAAAGGUGCUACUAUUCAACAAAAAUAUACUGCAGAGAAGGUUUUUGAUAUUCUCAAGGAAGCGUGGAACAAGUUCAACAAGGAAGAACUUUCUUAAAAACCUUUGAUAAUUCAAACAUCUAUAUACCAAGCCACAGCCACAUCAUUCGGCAGUUAUGCUACCCUUUUGGGACGAAUCUGCAAGUCCUGUACUUGCUUGUGUUGCGAUGGACCCAACAUGAAUUUGUCUUCUGUGAAAAGUGAGAAAAAUUUCAGUAGAUACCCACGAAAUGCAUUGUAAAGAAAACUCUUUUUAUUUUUUUUAUGAUGGUGUAAAUGAUUCUGCAUCAUAGAAUAUUUAUGUUUUCUAAGCAUACACAAGAGGUCAAAAAGCAGCAUCUUCCUCGGUUAAAAUUUGAAUAGCCUAGAUAGUAAAAACUUUUAUUUUUUCUUGUAGUAGUUAGGCUGUGAGUGUAAUAUUCUUUUUAAUUAAAUUUGAAUAAUUAGAAACAUGUUUAUUGAUGUUGU
Pistacia vera is the source of this 2383-nucleotide messenger RNA. RefSeq names its product auxilin-related protein 2. The transcript has 9 exons. The coding region runs from base 318 to 1973 and encodes 551 amino acids. The record is from RefSeq and is a predicted model, not a curated record. Gene Ontology annotation, molecular function: clathrin binding. NCBI's taxonomy places the organism in Eukaryota, Viridiplantae, Streptophyta, Magnoliopsida, Sapindales, Anacardiaceae. Gene Ontology annotation, cellular component: cytoplasm; vesicle; intracellular membrane-bounded organelle. Gene Ontology annotation, biological process: clathrin-dependent endocytosis; clathrin coat disassembly.